GAGGACAACGACGCCAUGACAGCGCCAGAAGCGUCACCACCGUCACCACCGCCCAGCUCCAUGUCUUCAUCAUCCCAGAUUCCAGGUCUCGACCUCCUGUCAGCCGCGCAAUUUGAAGCCCAAGUUGCAGCUAGAAGAGCAGCCUCCUCGCCGAACACUCCCGCUACCAAGCGUCCCAAACUCGACACACCAGCCAGCUCGUCGUCGUCGACAGCUCCGCGCACACUCCUUCCCUCCAAGCCCCGUGGUGACUCUGCCGCCAAAAGACUUUCGAACCACCUGGCACAUACGGCGGCCGCCAAAGAGAAGGCUGCCGACAUGGCUGUGACUUGGCUAGAGCAACAACCCAUCCCAAAGAGAGGUCCAAAAGAUGCAGGACUCCUGCCACUCGCUGCUGCGAAGGUCGAUCCAUCUGAAAACUGGGUUGGUGUAUUGCACGAAUUCUGUCAAGGACGCGCAAUCGAUCAGCCCGAGUACACUAUCUUCGAGCUUGGUCCCCAACGAUUUGGUGCGACAUGCACCAUUCUCAAACACACACACCACGACCAAAAUGCCGCCUUCUCGACACACACUCGUGCCACUGUGGCUCCUGUCGUUCCAGCCUUUGGCACGCCAGUACCUCCUCCUGUUGCUACUGUCAUUACCAGUACUCCGAAAGUACAGCCAACUCCAUCACCUUCAGCAUCUUCGCUCGUGCCUACCCUUUGCGCUGAACUAAACAUCACACCUCCGACUUAUAAGCUCGCGCAGACCUCGGCCCUGACUCCUGACUUCUGGGAUGGCGAGGCUCGAUUUGAUCAUGCCGUUGAACCUUGCCUGCACGGUGCUGUGGGAAAGGUUGAAAGGGUGUAUGGAAAGAAGAAUGCCAAGGACAAGGUCGUGCAGCAAGUUCUGGAAGUUCUUGAGAGUGUCAAGCAACAGAGGAUGGCUGGUUGA
This is a messenger RNA of Aureobasidium musti, 936 nucleotides long. NCBI's taxonomy places the organism in Eukaryota, Fungi, Ascomycota, Dothideomycetes, Dothideales, Saccotheciaceae. The record is from the annotation of a GenBank genome assembly.